AUGCAUAGGUCUCCGGCAGCCCAAAACUCUCGCUACGUUGACCAAGGAACAGAAAAUGCAGACUCGUGCAAGUCUCUCAGCGAACCUCAGCGGCAGAGUACUAAACCCAGUGCCUUACCUAAGCACUACAAGCUGCAAAAUUCUCAUCACAGAGGCUUACCCAAAACUCAAACACAAGCUCAAAGAAGAGAGAAUGGUAGAAAACCGCCCAGUUUCUUUAUCAAACGCCGUAAGCAGCACGCUGCAGCAGGGCCAACUCCUCCCAAUGAUGCGGAUAAUACCAAGGUGUCGAAGAAGUCUGUUCAAGGGAAGUGGGAUAGGUUCUGUCUUGAUGAGUUACGAGAGGAUCCUGAAGCAGUGAUGCAGAACUUAGGACCGGCUGAGAUCAAGACAUUCUUUGACUGGAUUGGAAAAAACUUCAGAGGUUCUGUGAAAGCGGAUUCCUCCUUUAGUAACUACUGGAGGGUUUUAAAAGGUUUAUAUUACGAAAAGACUUUCAAAACACUGGAUGAAGCUACAAUCAAGGACUUACAGGAGAGAAGUCUUCAAGAGAAUGGGCCUCCGAAGGCUACCAAAACCAAAGCCGGAACAGAAGAAGGUUCAGAUUGUGGGAAAAGCGAGCCUCUGACUGAAGACCAUUCAAUCGAUGAUGCGGCCUCCAAAUUCGACAAUUAUGACACCCUGGCGGAACGUGAUCCGCAUGUUCUUCAUGAGGAGGCAGUGAUUGCAGCCCAUAGAGUGGUUGAGUGGGAGCGUACUAACUCCAGUGCCAAUUGGGAAGACAUAAAGUUGAGUGAAGUCGACACAAUGUGUGACACACUCUGCGACGAUGUUGACAUGGAUGUCGAUUACGAAUCUGAUAUAUCAAGUGUCACUGAUGAUGGUUAUCUUGGUGGCGAUGACGAAACUAGGACUAUUCUCUGGAGACAUAUCAGUUUUCGCAUUGUGCGCAAUCCACAGCAGGGGAUGCCUAACCUCCUCAUCGCGAUAGUUUCCCUUGUUAAUACCAAGGGCCAGGAUAGGAAACCAAGAGUCAAGCGGUUUGUGAUUCAACAUGAAGAUAAUCCUUUAUUCGACCUAUUAGGCCAAUUGGUAGCGAUGGCCUUUCAUGACGAAGUUUUUGUCGCCGAGUUCAAAGAUAUAGAAGAAAGUCUAUUUGCAGAACAUUCCCAGCCACAGAAGGGGCCUAGAACUAAAAAUCAAACCGGUCAGAUUGCGGAUACCGAAGCCGCAAAGUAUCCCGUUCUGUAUCUAGAGCUGCCUGAAGCCCCUGUGAACCCACCGAAAAUCACAACACCUGCAAAAGACCCACCUGUAAAUGACCCACCUGUAGUUGCCAAAGGAUAUUUUGCAAAGAUGUGGGGAUUCGAUCCAACGAUUUCUACUACCAGGGAAGCCAACUUCGCAGAGGGCUUCUCAGCAAGCGGGAAUCAGAUCAUGCGGUAUAAAGCUUUCUUUACUCCGAGCGAGAAGAAACAGAAAGAAGGUAAAAAACCAACGUACCAGGUCCUGACCUUUCAAGAACCGAAAGAUGGCAUGCCUGCACAGUGGAGACUUGAAUCGGGAAGUGAUGUUGGGGAAGAUGCUGUGGAAGCAUACGUGAAGAAUUCAAAUGCAUUGAAAAUGAAUGAAUACUAUGGUGAGAAAGUCAUGCAGAUUAAAUAUUCCAAGGAAUUCUUUGCAAAAUACCAUACGGAGUUCCUGUAUGCUCUUCGAAAGUCUGACCGGACCAAGAGUGGCAGAACCAUGCCUCCUGAAUAUUGCAUCCUGGGGUUCAACUACAACGGGAAGCAAUGGUGGGAUCUGUUCUCUCGGUCAGCCUAUGGCAAUUUUUGGGGCCAUAAAAGAGCAGGUAUUCGUAUUGACCAGUGGUGGACCGAACGUGGAGAGGAACCAUCCUAUCGACUAGAACUAGAGGGUGGUCCGAAGAGCUCAAGCGUCCCAAUGAGCGGAUAUUGUCGACAAAUAAGCUGCGCUCCGACUUACGAAAAGAGAUUCUAA
This is a messenger RNA of Talaromyces stipitatus ATCC 10500, 2001 nucleotides long. RefSeq lists its product as uncharacterized. Lineage: Eukaryota; Fungi; Ascomycota; Eurotiomycetes; Eurotiales; Trichocomaceae. The transcript is spliced from 6 exons. The record is from RefSeq and is a predicted model, not a curated record. The coding region runs from base 1 to 2001 and encodes 666 amino acids.